This is a messenger RNA of Drosophila subobscura, 1292 nucleotides long. RefSeq names its product protein ILRUN. Gene Ontology annotation, molecular function: protein binding. Lineage: Eukaryota; Metazoa; Arthropoda; Insecta; Diptera; Drosophilidae. Bases 336 to 1250 code for a protein of 304 amino acids. The transcript has 4 exons. The record is from RefSeq and is a predicted model, not a curated record.
UUUUGUCGAUAAAUCCGCGGCCACACUGCCGAGAUCAUUGCUGUUUUAAACCCCGGAGAUCGCCUGCACCAAAAUAUUAGAUUAGCCUUUUCGUAAAGGUCACGUCCGUCUGCUACCAAUCCGCCGGAGGACACCGCUUCAUCCCGAGUGUACGCCGCAACAAAAGACCUGCCCCCCCCAGCCCACGAGACUUGGAGCAGCGCAGAGCAGAGCUCGCCGCAAUAACAAGACCCCACACCCACACAGGCGCAUCGGAGGAAGAAGAAGCAGCAGCAGAACAAACCCAGCAAGCAGAGUGCACGCCGCCGACGCCGCUGCAGUCGCCCGCUGUCACAAUGGAUGUGGAGGAGAACUACGAGUCCCCGAAUGCCACAGAGAACCAGGACCAGCAGCAUCAACACCCGCAGCAGCAGCAUCUGCAGUUGCAGCUGAAUCUCCAGCAGCAGCAGCAACAACAACAGCAGCAGAUGCAAUGCGAGCCGCUGUUUGGCCUGACCACGAACACAACAACCACCACAAAUCCCAUGAUGGAGACGAACAGCAUCGCCAUACCGCUGCCGGCGCCGCCCGGGACAGCGGGCGGCGUUGUUGUCUCCUCGUCAGCACCAGCCUCACUCCCGGCAUCGUCGCCAGCGGUGCCGCACCAGCCGAAGGGCCUGCCCACGAACGACUUUGAUAUCGACUCGCUGCUGCUGCAGCAGUUCAGCUGCAUGGGCACCACAGACCAUGAGGAUCUGAUUAGUCAGUUCCAGAGCCUCAUGAACAAUCAGAUGAAUCGGGAGUCGGCGCGCUUCUACCUGGAGAUGAGCAAUUGGAGUCUGCAAACAGCCGUCGGCUGCUAUUUGGAUUUCUGCAGUCUGCAGUCGCUGCCAUCAAUGAAGAUCGUCCAGGGGCAGCAUGUGAAUGCCCAGCAGCAGGCGUUCCAGGUGCAAAACGAUGGCACCGAGCGGUGGCCCAACAACUGCUACCUGACCUCGCCCAUCCAGACGCAACGCAUCAAUGUACCAUCCCUGCGACCGGGCGAAACUUGUGAUAUUCUGGCCGAUCUGAUGCCCACCCAGCCGCCAAUUAUGUGGCGCCUCUGCACACCAAAUGGCUGGUAUUUCGGCGAUGCCAUUUGGAUGAUACCGCCGGGCACACAGGCCAGCCAGGAUGAACUGCAGCAGCGCAUGGUGCAGCUGAUCACGUCGGAGGCCAAGCCGGAGGUCUAUCCGCAGAUCAACAUCGUGAUAACGGCGCACACACACUGAGCAGCAGCGGCAGCUCCAGCAUUAUUUUCAUAAGAAAUUUCA